Magallana angulata is the source of this 3235-nucleotide messenger RNA. RefSeq names its product NKG2-A/NKG2-B type II integral membrane protein-like. Lineage: Eukaryota; Metazoa; Mollusca; Bivalvia; Ostreida; Ostreidae. Bases 2329 to 3213 code for a protein of 294 amino acids. The transcript is spliced from 7 exons. The record is from RefSeq and is a predicted model, not a curated record.
UCUAUUAAGUCGUUACAUGGAUUAAAGGGCUUGGUACACAUUUUUCAAGUGCACUUUUGUUGCGACAAUUUGAAAAAAGGGAGAAAAUGAAGGUUUAAAGGACACGAAGUAAUUUUACAUCCUAAUUUUUUGAGUUAUACUUCCAUGACGCGAAUUAUUUUCUUUAUUACAUCGCUUGAUCUUUAACACUGCGUCAAAGAUUUCUACCUUUCUUUUCAUUCUACUUUGUAUAUGAAAUGUAGACACAUAUUAUGUUAAAUUACUCCUUAGAUUGCACUUCGGUAGUGAACAACGAAGUCUUGAUUAUGCAGCACUUCAAACCUGACAAGUUACUUAGGAUAAGCAAUUGUUUUAUGUAAAAUUAAGAAGAAAUUAAAAAAAACGUAUUUACUUGUUUGCUUUCUGUAUGGUCUUUGGUAAAAGAAAUAAGUUCAAAAUUUAAACUAAUUAUUGUAAGAGUAAUUAUCUUCUUUUUUUAUUAUUUAGAGUAGUUUUAAGAUACCACUCCAUACAUGUAUGUCACAUCAAAUACAAAAAAAGGAGUAAAGGAAUCAGCAUUGAGAUUUCAUUAUAUGUGAAUAAAUAGGCAUAACAUACAGAACGAAAACGAAGACAAAGAAUAUUUAAGUACUACAUUUGGCUCACUAUAAUUUAUGUGUUUGUUAAUUAAAUGCUUUAAAUUCGUUGAAUUUGAAAAAAAAACCCUCAAGAUAAUUAGUUAUCUUUUAUACUUGCAAGCGAAAUUUAAACACUUGACGAGGGCGAGUAGAGUUUGCGUGCGCAAUUCUUUACACAUUUUUCUUCAUGCAGCUGUAGAUGCAAAAUUAUAACUUUCUUAUAAUUUUUACUUCAUUUAUUCCUUUAUUUACUUAUUUUUUAAAUUAUUAUUUCUUUUACGAAGUUAACAUUUAUGUAGCAAUAUUAUGAUUAUUAGUUUAAAAAAUCUUUAUUUAUUAAUUUGAUACGAAGAAACCUAACGGUGCUUACGCGUCAUCUAUUUGCAGUAUCUUAUACUCUGCAUAAACCUAAAGUAAAAUGUACAAUUAGCUUAAUUUUCCGAAGCGCCGGUGGAUUUUAAAACUAAGAAUUUUUUCGACAUAGCAGUAAAGAAUCAUUCAAUGUAUUAGUAUUGUAAUAGUGUUAAUUCAUAUUAAUAAAAAACCCAAAAUAUGCCAUAAUAUGCCAUUUCGUGCAGAAAAAAAUAUUAUCCCUGGACGAAAUCGUGAGAUAAACUUUUUUAAUUUUUUUUAAUUUUUAUAGCAAUUCGAAUUAAUUUGAAGGAACAAGAAAUCCCAAUGGUUAAAAUUUAGAAUCGUAUGCGGUAAACGUGAAACUAUAGAGUGAUUCAACAAAUUGUCAUACUGUCCAAAAAUAAAACGAUUUUUUUUUCUAGAUUAAGCCUAGGAAAUCGGGAUUAUUAAAAAGAAAAAAAAACAUGAAAUAAAUAUUUUAGGAAAAUAUGCUAGAUAAGUCACAUAUUCUGGGUACAAUUUAUACCUAUUCAAGUGCACUUUUAAAAUGAACAUUAUUAAAUUUAAAAGUCCAUAAUUAUAAUGUGGGUAGACUGAUUUCCUUGAAUGGCUUUGAUGAAAGAGAGAGAUAUGAAGUUGAACUUAUCAGGCAUUUUAUCCGUCAGCUGCACUUUUAAAGAGCGCUAGUUCUUAAGAUAUACCUGUAAAAUAUAUCCUUAAUAAUAGAAUCUGUUUACACUUCUCUUAUAGUAAAUUACAAAUUCAUUUUCGAAAAAACAACUAUUUAUUUGUCUACCUGUUUAAAAUUGAGAACCAGAAAAAAAACCAAAACCAAACCCAACUGCCCAUAUUUUUUAUCUACUUUAAAUAAGAUAUUUUUUUUUAUAUUAGCCUUAUUUGUAUCUAACCCACUCUGGAACUCCGCAUUAUCUAAUUUAAAUUUAGAAUUUAUUAAACAUAUAUAUACAUAUUUUAUCAAGUUUGAUUCAAACACCACUUUCACAUUUAAACCAUUCUAUUACAAAGUGUAUAAAAAAUUACGAAUCGAGUUGUUAUCUUAAAGUUUUGUUUUUUAUAAUAAUGUAGCACUAUUAAACUGUUAAUAAACCUCAUAUAUAUUUGAAAAAGAAAUUGCACUUUGCCUUUAAUAAAUAGCUAUGUAAACUGUUGAAAUGUGAAGUAAUUAUUUCAAGCAUAUUAAACUUAUUUAUAUAAAUAAAUGCUUUCCUAACCUUCAGUUCAAAAACAGCGGUUUUUGGAAAAGCAAAGACGGGUAUGUAUCUUUCAUUUGCAACUAAAAGCUAACAAGAAUUUGUUUUUGGUCGUUUUGAUUCUCGAUUAUACAUCUUUGGUUUAUAUGAAAGGUUGUGUUAUGAAAAAUGAUUUUCAUACCGUAUAUGAAUUGCAACAUAAAUGUAUGCUAUGGUUUUUUUUUCAGAAACUCACAUAUAAAAUGAACUACUUUAGCGGAUAUGGGUUACCACGGUUUAGCAAGGAUCUAACUUCAGAAUUUCAACUAAAACCAGAGUCUACAGAUCGUUUUGUUCAAGUGACUAGAACUUCAGGACGCUGGAGAGAUUUAGUAGACCCAAACAAUGAUUCAAACAACACAUACAUUUACAAAGGAUCCCAGUCAACAGAACUGGACGGCAAACAAAAGAAUUCCAAAAUAAAGUUGUAUGUGGCGAUUUUGAUACUUUUUACUUUCCUGAUCGUUUCCUGCAUUGGAGUAGCUGUUGUGUCAACCAUGUUAUAUCACGAGCAAAAUAAACACAAUAAUGAUGCUCUUACAACAAAGUCAAUUACAAUGACAACAAUAAAUCCAACACUACACUGCAAAGACGAUACACCGGCCGCAGAGAAAUGUAGCGAAGGUUGGACCUUAAAUGAUGGUUCCUGCUAUUGGUUAAAUAAAGAUUUUUUAAGCUGGGACGAGGCACAGGCAGCUUGUCGAAAGAGGUCAGCUACUUUGGUUGAGAUCACAAAUGGGAACGAAAACAUGUUUUUAGAAGAAUUUGCAAUAAACUACUUGAUAUGGGUUGGAAUAAAAGUUAUUGAGAGUAACACUCGAAUAAACACCUGCUCGCAGACACCUUCUUCCGUUGGAUUAACAUACACUAGAGAAUUUGGAAAGUGUAUAGAAUCAAUUACGAUAUUCGAUGGAACUGGUGAACCUUUUUCGUUCUUUGUUAAUCGUGAUUGUAAUGACCGUUUAAUGUCUGUGUGUGAAAGAUUUUUUUAAAUUAACAAAGGAUAUCAACAAA